GAGUUUUGUUGACUGGUUUAUUGUGCUAUAGCCUCUGUGUUGGCUUGUUGCUGUUGACGCUUGGAGACAACCAUUGUGAGCACCUCUCUGGUGUCCAUUGUCGAUGACCUUCACGGUUUUGAUAGGUCCAGCUGGAUUGUCACGUCGUACUUGCUGACCUAUACCGGCUUCCUGCCGCUGUGAGUCAUGCCUGCUGGAUAUCCUCCUGCUUGACAGGCCCCCCUUCAACGAUCAUCGGUCAAAUCGUUAUGCAUGACACUAACUGACAUGUUUGCAAUCAGUAUCAUUUUUCGGGCUCUCCAGGGCAUGGGAGGCUCGGGUAUAUACUCUCUAUCUACUGUCAUGGUACCUUUGAUGGUUCCGCCCCCCAAGUAUGCAGCCUACAUCGCCAUCUUCUCGUCCGUCUUUGCCAUCUCCAGUGUUCUUGGCCCUAUACUCGGCGGCCACAUAGCAGACAACACCACUUGGCGAUGGGUUUUCGUCUUCAACGGACCCGGAGGAGUCCUUGCAGCCUCACUGGUGGCCUUCUCGGUGCCUUUCGGCUUUCCCUAUGGGAGAUCCACCAUGUCAUUCCGCACUCUGGUGUCGAGGCAGACGUGGGAACGUGUCGACUUUGUUGGCGCGUUCUUGUCCUCGGCCGCAUCCAUCCUCGUCAUCUUUGCUCUUGAACAAGUCGUUACCGAGUACCCUUGGAACGGCGUCGCCAUUAUCACUGCCUUCGUCUCGUCCGGGGCCAUGUGGCUGGCUUUCGUGGCAUGGGAGAGAUGGAUAUCGGCAAAGGACGGCGUCUGCGAGCCCCGUGGCGACUUACCUCGAAUAGGUUCGUCUUGGGUCUGCUCUUAAACGGAUUCCUUACGGGAUUCCCCUUCAUGACUGCAAUCAUCAACAUCCCGCAGAGGCUACAGACGGUCAACUCCAUGACAGCAAUCGGUGCCGGUAUAUCGCAUGC
Molecule: messenger RNA, 949 nt
Organism: Colletotrichum navitas
Lineage: Eukaryota; Fungi; Ascomycota; Sordariomycetes; Glomerellales; Glomerellaceae
Product: major facilitator superfamily domain-containing protein
Exons: 4
Coding region: 253-843 (196 amino acids)
Biological process (GO): transmembrane transport
Cellular component (GO): plasma membrane
Molecular function (GO): transmembrane transporter activity
Source: RefSeq, a predicted model, not a curated record